Colletotrichum navitas is the source of this 748-nucleotide messenger RNA. RefSeq lists its product as uncharacterized. Bases 113 to 610 code for a protein of 165 amino acids. The transcript has a single exon. Lineage: Eukaryota; Fungi; Ascomycota; Sordariomycetes; Glomerellales; Glomerellaceae. The record is from RefSeq and is a predicted model, not a curated record.
AGUCAGUCAGUCGUCACUCGGUCAGUCAGACGCGCAGACAGACAGACAGACGGGUGCUGGACAAUGGCUGCUCUUCUUCCUCCUCCUACUCCUCGUCGUCGUUGCUUCCUCCAUGACCGACAACGAUGUCCGUCGCAGCUCUACCGUUCUGCUCUCUCUUCCUGGGAGGUCGGUCGUUCAGAACAAAAGAAAAAAUAAAGAAAAGAAAAGCCUUCAGCCCACCCGAUGGUACUUACACUCGAUACCUGUGUACCGUACCUUGCCUCCAACACCCCGUCACGACCCAGAAAAAGAAGGCCUGAGGUCCCAAGGUCCAAAAAUCGCGAGAGGUACGUACCCGCUCUCAACCCCGGUCAGACGCUCCACACCAACAACCCACACGUACAGUAGAGUACCUACCUCUCCCCCCACCGCAGUCACUUCCCACACCUCCCUCCCUCUCUCCUUCCUCCUCGUCUUCUUCUUCUCCUUCUCUCAGGUGCUGGCCCCUUCCUUCUCCGGGGGUCCCUGCUCCCUCCUUCCUUCCUUCCUCCCUCCCCUCCCUCUUGUCUUCUCAUUCUUUUUUGGCCCAUGUCCUUUCCCCCCCCAUGCCAUACUGCUACCUACCUAGUAAAUUGUACGUGUACAUACUUACCUGUAGUAUUUCCUCUCACCGCGAUUCACCCCAUGUCUCUCUUUCCCUUUUCUUGUAACGUUCACCCCCCGCCGCCCCCAGUCUCUCACACCCCCCUCAGUACUUCACGCCCCC